This is a messenger RNA of Penicillium diatomitis, 2082 nucleotides long. RefSeq lists its product as uncharacterized. The transcript is spliced from 2 exons. The record is from RefSeq and is a predicted model, not a curated record. Bases 1 to 2082 code for a protein of 693 amino acids. NCBI's taxonomy places the organism in Eukaryota, Fungi, Ascomycota, Eurotiomycetes, Eurotiales, Aspergillaceae.
AUGUCAUCUCAAUCGACCUCUUCGGACUUUGUCCUGUUUCCUCCCAACGGUGCCUACAACGCUACAUCGCGGUCUAAGAUGAUGACUAUGGACUCGACUAAGCGCAACAAGGCGGAAAGCUUCCAGUACACGCACAGCAUGGAUCCCAAUAUGGUGGACAUGUUCCCAUACGCGACAGAGAUGCCUCCUCACUCCCAAUCUCAUCUGCACCCUGGAUAUUCUCAGAUGUCAUCCAUAUAUUACGAAACCACCUCCGGCUUCAUGGAGCCUAUCUAUCAUCAGACCUCCAACCACAUCUCAUCCAUGCCUACCACACCGCCUCUGAUCGCAACUACGAAUCCCACAGAGUAUACGAUUACGACAGGCUCUGCAGCCUCCGGGCCCUCCAUUGCCAGUGCCCCGUCGUCGGCGCUGGGCUCACCGUACCCCGGUCAUCUACAUGCCAUCUCAGAUCAAUGGUUGAAUACAAACCAUGGCUUGGGGAUUCCUGCUGUGGUCAUGAACGAUCACUUUGCGCAGGACUAUGGUCAAAUGGGAGGUCCAUUUGAUAUGGAAGGAUUCUACCAGGAGAAAAUUUCGGAGCCGUUUGUCGAUCCCUCUUUGAUCCACACGGUACAACCAGUACCCACCGGCCCUGGAUUCCCUCCGACAUUGGCCUUUCCCGACCAAGGCAUAUAUGACUACUCAGCGCCUCCCAUGGACUACCUGCCCCUCUCCUCAGCUACUUCACCCGUCUCUUACAGCGAUCACCUCGAGCCACAACAGGCAUCCCCUAUAAUGGUUGCCGGGUCCGCGCAUUCCCAACCGCAAUCGCCUGUCCUGCAGCGCCGAGCGUCCAUCGUCUCCAUGCAAUCCUCUCAUUCGCAACGUAGUCCUGCUCUGAGCAGCACGGAAGGCGACGAGGAGAUUAACCAAAAGGGUCGCUGCCCUUUCCCCGACUGCGGUCGAGCAUUCCGCGAUCUCAAAGCGCACAUGCUCACCCACCAGUCCGAACGACCCGAGAAAUGCCCGAUCGCGACCUGCGAAUACCACACCAAGGGCUUUGCGCGCAAGUAUGACAAGAAUCGGCACACAUUGACUCAUUACAAGGGCACUAUGGUCUGUGGAUUCUGUCCGGGAUCUGGCUCGCCAGCCGAAAAGAGCUUUAACCGGGCAGAUGUUUUCAAGAGACAUCUCACUUCGGUCCACGGGGUGGAACAGACCCCGCCGAAUUGUCGCAAGCGUACGCCAUCUGGAUCAAUUUCACGAGGCAGUAACUAUGGGAGCGAUGCAACGGGCAAGUGUUCAACUUGCUCGGCGACAUUCGACAAUGCCCAGGACUUUUACGAGCAUCUGGACGACUGUGUUUUACGCGUGGUCCAACAGGAGGAGCCGUCCGAGGCCAUCAACCAGCAGCGAUUGGCCGAGGUUGCUGCGGAUGAGGAGGUACAGAAGACUAUGGAAAAAAACCGAUUGCGGAGUGAAACAGCCUCCGUCGAGCCGGUGGAUGAACUGGAUGUUCAAGAAGAUGAGGAGUCGCUGUCUUGGCAGACAGGUCAUGGUGCUUUAAAGGUUCAAAAAAAGAAUGACGCUUCCUCCUCGUCCUCCUCGUCCUCCUCGUCCUCCUCGUCCUCCUCACGCGUGAUCAUCGGCACCGGCAACGCUGUGGCCAAGUCGACCGCCAAAUCAGCCACCAAGACCGGGACUCGUGCAGUGUUCAACCGGCGUCGCAACAACCGCGGCAAUUACCCACAGUCAUGGGGAUGUCCCAGCUCGAGCAUCAAGACCAAAAAGCGUGUCCUGUGUGUCUUUGAUGGACAGCGCCGCCUGUGGAAAGACGAGAUGAUGCUCAACCAGGAAUUCGAAGUUCGCCUUCGUCUUCCCGAUACGACCUGGGACGGCAGCUAUCGCGACGCAUAUGUCACUGAUCUGGACGUCGAGACCAUGAAGCGGGUCGAGGGUGUAUUGAGCGCCAAUGAAGAAGAGCGUGGGCCGUGGUCAGGUAGCCCUGACUCACAGAUCAUGGGUCAACCGGCGAUGCUUAUGCCAGAGCUGCGCCAGUCUCAGGAUGAUGAUAUUUCUUUGCACGAGCUGAUGUCUUGA